This is a messenger RNA of Purpureocillium lilacinum, 1233 nucleotides long. RefSeq lists its product as uncharacterized. Gene Ontology annotation, molecular function: epoxide hydrolase activity. Gene Ontology annotation, biological process: epoxide metabolic process. The record is from RefSeq and is a predicted model, not a curated record. Lineage: Eukaryota; Fungi; Ascomycota; Sordariomycetes; Hypocreales; Ophiocordycipitaceae.
AUGGCCUCUCCGAAGAUUACGCCAUUCAAGAUUGGGGUCCCCGAGGCGGCUAUACAGCGCCUCAAGGAGAAGCUCGCAGCGGCGUCGUUCACCGACGAGACGCUCUUCACCGACAGCUGGGACUAUGGCGCGCCAUUGAGCGACGUCAAGCGCCUUGCUGAGCGAUGGCGCGACGGCUUCGAUUGGCGCGCGCAAGAGGCGAAGCUCAAUGAGGUGCCGCAAUUUACGACCAAGGUGGACGUGGAUGGGUUCGGGGAGCUCAACAUUCAUUUCGUGUACAAGAAGAGCAGCAGGAGGGGCGCGAUACCUCUGCUGUUCUGCCACGGCUGGCCGGGGAGCUUCUACGAGGUCCUCAAGAUCUUGCCGCUUCUGACGGAGCCAGAAGAUCCCGAGGCACCGGCGUUUGACGUCGUUGCGCCGUCGCUGCCCAACUUUGGGUUCUCGGAUGGAGUGAGCAAGAAGGGCUUCAGCAUCUCGCAGUACGCCGAGACGCUGCACAAGGUGAUGCUUAACUUGGGGUACGAUAAAUACGUCACUCAAGGAGGCGAUUGGGGCUACAUCAUCACCCGCCUCAUCGGCGCGCAGUACCCCUCCCACUGCCUCGCCUCUCACGUCAACUUUGUGCGCGUCACCGAAGCGCCCAAGUUCACCAACGCUCCCCUCCUCUAUCUCCGCCACGCGCUCGCCCCAUACACGGCGCUCGAGCGCGCAGGCCGCGACCGCAGCGCAUGGUUCCUGACCGAAGGCACCGGUUACAACCUCGAGCAGAGCACACGCCCUUCAACGCUCGGCUUCGCGCUCGCAGACUCGCCCGUCGCGCUGCUGGCGUGGGUAUACGAGAAGCUGCACGACUGGACCGACGGGCCGUACCCGUGGCAGGACGACGAGGUGCUCACCUGGCUGUCCAUCUACGCCUUCUCGACGGCGGGCCCGGCCGCGAGCGUGCGCAUUUACUACGAGGCGAAGCAUGCGGGCGUGGAGCAGACGCAGAAGGGGUUCGAGUACGUGCCGGGCGUGAAGCUGGGGGUGAGCAUCUUUCCCAAGGAUGUGCUCGUGCCGCCGCUUAAGUGGGCGGAGGGUUUGGGCCCGUUGGUGUUUGGCAGGAUGCAUGAAAGGGGUGGGCACUUUGCGGCGCAUGAGAGGCCCGAGACGCUGGUGGCGGAUCUGCGUGAGAUGUUUGGCAGGAAGGGCGGCGCCGGGGAUGUUGCCAAGGUCUUUAGGGCUAAGCUUUAG